Messenger RNA from Suillus fuscotomentosus, 1980 nucleotides. RefSeq lists its product as uncharacterized. Lineage: Eukaryota; Fungi; Basidiomycota; Agaricomycetes; Boletales; Suillaceae. The record is from RefSeq and is a predicted model, not a curated record. The transcript is spliced from 10 exons. Bases 1 to 1980 code for a protein of 659 amino acids.
AUGCACCCUACAUAUAUGUAUGUCCCUGAGUGCAAGGAGGUCCUCCGGCUGGUACAACUUGCGCACGAGGAGCACCCGUUUUCAGGGUUCUCGGGCAAAUCCUUCAAGACCAUUGGGUAUUUGGCUAUCCACAAAGACAUAUACCCAAUAUAUGUGGACGAAACCUACAGGAAGGUCAAGCCGUGGCUGGCGGUAAUAAAAAAUAUAGGGACCCUGGGUAUCACCGACAGUGUGGACAUCACCCGUACUCACCCAUUGUUUGAAUCAACGGAUGCUGAUGGAGAAUUCAUCCGGAAGGAGGUAAAGGCCUCCUAUUGUAGGCCGAAUGAACUGGGUGAGCCAAGACCUAUGUGGUUGCUUGCCGAGCUAUCGCAUGCCUCUGUAAAAUUCCACCCGCCAUUAUUUCCAGAUGGGUUCCCACCCCCCGCGCAUCCUGUUCCUGCAGAGAACCUAAUAUCUGCGUGCGAGAUGUCACAUGCUACCCUUUCGACUGCCAAAGUCGAGACACACCCACUGGCUCCUCCCGCACCCAUCUCCGUUAACAUGCCAUUCACACCUCCCGAAUCUCUUGAAAUCCAGUACGCCUCUAGCGAUGUGCAGGGUAUGCAGACCCUCUAUAUGCAGGCCUACGACAUGCCGGCCUUCGAUAUGCAGUCCCUCGAUAUGGAUAUGUCCCUUGUAGAUCCUCUAGACUUGGGUAACCACAUUUUCUGGCCACUACCCUCUGACAUCUCCGCCAGCGGUAUGACAGUACCUGAUGUUUUUGAGGAACCUCAUACUCUGGUUGGCGAUCCAGCCCCCCCCAAUUCGGAUAUGGAUUUGUAUCCAGAGCUAGCCUGGAAAGACUCUACUAAUCUAUGGGGGAAUUUGGCCGAGGACGACAAAAAAAGAUACCGAGUUGUGGUGCAAAAGACAAGCUGGGAGCAAGCCUUGAAGCUCACGAAAUGCCUGUUCUUGGGCAGUCUGUGGGUCGGACUCCAUGGAAAUCCAUUCAGGGUUUCAGUAGUGGAAACACAACGCCUCAUUACAAACAGCUUUCUAACCUCUUUACGGAUUGAUGGCAAGAUGUACUCACAGUUUGUCGAACGACCAUUGGUCUUGCAUCAUACCACUAUCGGGUGGUCGGUCAUCUGCACCAGUGUGCGCUCUCCCUCAUCCCUGCUCCAACUCAUCCCUGACUUGUCGGUACAGCUAGUUAAAAUGCUCGACAACGCGAAGGGUGAAUUGCGAAAAGUCCUGAAGGGAGCCAUGACCCACUAUACUGGGUUUUGUGGUAGCUUGCCCUCGCAUAGGAAAGAACAAAUCAUCUAUUUCGUUACGCUUUUCAACUCAAAAGAUCUUUGUGAUAUACAAAACGCCAUCGCCCUAUUUAUAGGACUGCAAGCCUUCAGGGAACUGAUCUGGGCAGCGUUGUUUGUCCCGAUUGAAGAGUUGGCGCAUGGCAAAGAAGAUGGUAGGGUAGCAGACCUUUUCACCGAAGAGGUCUGCACAUCAACUGGGUGCUUAGCGCAGGAUACUGUGUGUAAUCUAAUGACACUCGUAUACAAUACGAUGGUCCUUAUCUUGAAAGAACUACGUCGCAAAGAAGCCAAAAAGGAUGAUUAUUGCCCAAUGGAUGACCCUAAAUACGAGGCGCAUGAGGUCAUGAACGGAAUCAUCAUGUCUGCGCUUGGCCCGAUGUAUGAAAACCCGUGCGAGUUUGUUGCCUUCACAAAGGAGGUGACGCACCUGCCCUUCAUCACGUGUGCGAACGUACUGGGUUUUGACCUGAAGAAACAAAUUCCUCAAAAGGGCACGGUCGGGAAGAAAAGGGUGUUGAGAUCUAUGGAAGACGUUGUUACCAACAUCAGCCUUUCUCAAUCAUCGUCCAGUGCCGCAUUAGGUGGCCUGCCGAACAAUGGAGGCUUUAGGUGUUACAGGUCAUUCACAGAUAUUUCUUACUCCCUUGACUAUUUCACACCUCAGCCUGCUGUCGAGUAA